Molecule: messenger RNA, 1308 nt
Organism: Ricinus communis (castor bean)
Lineage: Eukaryota; Viridiplantae; Streptophyta; Magnoliopsida; Malpighiales; Euphorbiaceae
Product: 60S ribosomal protein L5
Exons: 9
Coding region: 146-1042 (298 amino acids)
Biological process (GO): ribosomal large subunit assembly; translation
Cellular component (GO): ribosome; cytosolic large ribosomal subunit
Molecular function (GO): structural constituent of ribosome; 5S rRNA binding
Source: RefSeq, a predicted model, not a curated record
GUUGAUUUAGAUGACACAGUUCAACUAGGGUUUUAGUAUUUAACCGAGCAAAAGCACCAGCUUCGCUUCUCUUCCUAAUAUCUUUCUCUAGCUACUGGUGCUGCUGCUGCUGCUGCUGCUGCUGCUGCUACUUUGAGCAUCACCAAUGGCGUUUGUUAAAGCCCAGAAAACGAGAGCUUACUUCAAGCGUUUUCAAGUUAAAUACAAGAGAAGAAGAGAGGGUAAGACUGAUUACAGGGCAAGGAUUCGUUUGAUCAAUCAGGAUAAGAACAAGUAUAACACUCCGAAAUAUAGGCUUGUUGUUCGAUUUACCAACAAAGAUGUAAUUGCACAAGUUAUACAUUCUCGCAUAGUUGGUGACAUAGUUCUUGCAGCUGCUUAUUCUCAUGAGCUCCCUUGCUAUGGCCUUGACGUGGGACUUACAAAUUAUGCUGCAGCUUACUGCACUGGACUUCUUUUGGCCCGAAGAGUACUGAAAAUGCUUGAGAUGGAUGAGGAGUACGAGGGUAACACUGAGGCAACUGGAGAAGAUUAUUCUGUUGAACCAGGUGAGAGCAGGAGACCUUUCCGUGCUCUCCUUGAUGUUGGGCUUUUGAGGACAACAACUGGGAAUCGCGUUUUUGGUGCUCUUAAGGGAGCUUUGGAUGGUGGACUUGAUAUUCCUCACAGUGAAAAGAGGUUUGCAGGAUUCAACAAGGAGAGUAAACAGCUUGAUUCUGAAGUUCACCGGAAGUACAUCUAUGGCGGCCAUGUUGCUGCAUACAUGAGAAUGUUGAUGGAAGAUGAGCCAGAGAAGUAUCAGUCUCACUUUAGCGAGUAUAUAAAGAAAGGUGUCGAUCCGGAUAACAUGGAAGAGAUGUACAAGAAGGUUCAUGCUGCUAUUCGUGCAGAUCCAUCAGCAAAGAAGACUGAGAAGCAGCCUCCAAAGGAGCACAAGAGAUACAAUCUGAAGAAGUUGACCUAUGAGGAAAGAAAGGCCAAGUUGAUUGAGAGGUUGACAGCUCUCAACUCUGCUGCUGACGACGAAGAGGAUGAUGAAUGAAGUUGAUAUAAUUUUGGCUGCUUAUCUCGCAAGAUGAAGAUUUUGGUCUCUUUGUUUAAUUAGGAUGGAUGGAUAGGUUGAGGAUUAGCUAUUGUUUUGGGAAGAAAUUCAGUUUGUUUUUGGAUUAUUAAUUGAAACUGUUGCAGUUUCUAAGUAGCAAAUGAUUUUCUAAAAUUUUUAUGUAAUGAAAUGGGAGCUGCAGUAUGUAAGGCAAAUUGUGUGGAAUUGAAUGUUUGCAGAAUCACAUGACAUUAUUUUUGGUAAAA